Messenger RNA from Procambarus clarkii (red swamp crayfish), 3896 nucleotides. Its product is annotated as sperm-associated antigen 7. NCBI's taxonomy places the organism in Eukaryota, Metazoa, Arthropoda, Malacostraca, Decapoda, Cambaridae. The record is from RefSeq and is a predicted model, not a curated record. Gene Ontology annotation, molecular function: nucleic acid binding.
GGGCGCGAGUUAGUGUUUGUUUGUUUACAAACUCCGGGCCAGGGAGGGCGAGGCAGCGCCAGCAACUUGUCGCUUUUCACAAGUUAACUCUUAACUUGACGAGGGAGAAGGGUUAUUGGUGGCGUUCUUGUGAGGCGGGGAAGACCUGAAGCAGCUUACACUUACACGAGCGGUGCAGAGAGAGAGAGAGCAGGAGCCGCCGCCAUGGACCUCCUCGACUCCAUCAUGAGCAAGAUGGACAAGCCGCCAAGUGUUACUGAUAAACAAAAGAAAAUGCUGAGAGAGCAACAGAAAGCAGUUGAAGAAGCAAAAAGCAAAGAAAGAGAGAGAUUAAAUCAAUUCAGAAAACAUAUUGAAGAACGAAUAAAUAGAUUUAUUCAAAAUGUCGGCUUAAUGAAAAAGAAAUUCGAACCCAUGGACAGAGUGGCAAGAAGCAUUGUGCGUGAUGUAGCAGAUGUUGCCGGCCUCACCACCUAUGCAUUUGGGACUGAGGAUUUUGACCGUCAUGUGAUGGUGUUUAAGAAAGAGUAUCCAUUAACUGAAGAUGAACUGGAAGCAUAUAAAAAUGGGGAAGAUUGGGAUCCAGAAAAAGCAAAGGAAACAGCUUUGCUUAGAAAGCAACAAGAACAUGAGGAUGAAGUGAGAGCACAACAACUGAAGAAAGAUCCUGGCUCUAGCAAGUUCAUUGAAAAAUAUGAACGUUUAGUAGGCAAGGAGACUGGCAAAGAAUCUGCUAGAAUUUUGGAGGUUAACAAACAGUUUGGUUUUGUCCGCAGCGAGCUGAAGAAGGACAAGAGAACUAUAGAGGAAGCAUUAGCAGAUAUCAGAGCCAAGAAGCUCAAGAGAGAUAAAGAGGAUGGACCGACAGACCAAAAAUCUCGAAGUGAAAAUGAAGCACAUCCGUAACAUUUAUAGACUUUAGUGUGUUGUUAACUUUCUAAAAGUAACUUUUCAUGUAAAUUGAAUUUUUUGAGUGUGUGUGCAAAACGUUUGAUUUUGAAGUUCAUUAUUAGUUGAAUGAGUGAUUGAAUUAUUUUGUGCUCCAGAAUUUUCUGUACAAGGUUAGUUGUAGUAUUUUAAUUUAAUAUACACAUUUGUGUAACAUUAAUUUUUGAUUACUAUUUAUUUUUACUUUAAAUUUUGAGAAUAUUGUGUACAUCAGUGGAAUGUUAAGAUGUUUUUAUUUGGCCAUUGGCAUGGUUUGUGUGCAUUUCAACUGGAAUGUUUAAAAGUCUCCAAACUUUUGUUUCACGUUUAGUAAAUUUUGUCUUCCUUUUGUGUUUGAAUGUACUUUUUGUAACUGUAAACAUGAAAUAUAUUAAAUCCAAAAGGAAUACAGAUAAUGCAGUCUUGGAAAUAUGUUGUCCCUUUCAAAUUGAAGUUGCAACAUAAAUAUUAUUAGUCCAAGAUUGGUACAGGAGUUUAUAGUUUUGUCAAUCUAAAUCUCUGUGGGUAGUAACAAUUGAUUAAUGGCACUUUAUGUCUUCUCAGUAUAAUUAAUGAUGAUUUAUAAAAGUAUUUUGUUGAUCUGUGAUUACUUAUUUCAAAGUUUAUAAUUUGAAAUUUUGUGGAAUCGUUUUAUCUGUACAGUGGUACCUCGAAUAACGAAUUUAAUCCGUUCCGGCGUCGUGCUUGUCAUGUGAAAUGCUCGUCUUUCAAAAUGAAUUUCCCCAUUUAUCAUAUUGGAAAUAAAAAUAAUCCGUUCCACCACCGAAAAACAUCAAUAUGAUACUCAAUUUUUAAAAUAAUGGAGCAUCCUACCUAACACACUAAACGAACCCUUAUGACAUUUGCCCGUUUUCCAAAUUUUUCAUUUUUUUUAUUCUACAAAAAAGAAAGUCAAUGUUUUGCAACAUCACAGCAGUCACCCCUUUACAUCCCAUCAUCAUUAGCAUCUUUAAAAAAAAAAAAAAUUAUUUGCAUCGUUGGAGGCGUCCAUGAAUGUGCGAGAAGCAGCGGGAACGCACCACGUGGUUUUCUUGUUAAUCAAGCGAGAGCUCGUCACUCGAGACAAAUUGUUGGCAAUCAGCGCGCUCGUUAUUCAUAAUGCUUGUAAAUUGAGGCGCUAAUCACUCGAGGUUCCACUGUACUUUUAUCUUUAAUCUGUCCAUAGGCUUAGUUAUAUGAUGUGUAGCUCAGAUAAAUUGAUAAUCAUCUAUGUGGAUAACUACAGACAACCACAUGCUUUCCGGAUACUGUAGUUUAUCCCGAUAUGUCAGAUUCUCGUUUUUGGGGUGGUACAAAUAAAGAUUUAAAAAAAGUUCAAAUAAAAAUCCGAUUAUUAGAGGGUGCUGCUCAAAUAAAGUUUGUGAUAAGGCUGUGAAAGUGGGGAUGGUGUUGCAAUUGGUCUGAAAACAUUUUGAGAGUAGUGUGGUGGUGGCAUGGUCCCAGUGGAAGGGAGGGGCAUAGUUUGUCUGGUAGGUGCCCCAGGUGCUUUUUGUCCAUGUGACCAGCACAGGCACCUAACCCUGGUUUUUGUUUUUAUGGUGUGUUAAUUGAGCAUUAAUUCCCAUUAUAUCAGUGGAUAUAUCGUCAAAUUUAGGAAGACCUGUUCAAUAUCUACUACUGUAUAAACGCAGGUCAUGUGGUGGCGAUAUCUUCAACAAGCAAGAUUCCAAAGAGACGCUCUCCAUGGUGAAUUUUGAGUAGAAACUAGAAAAGCAUUAAUUAAAGCCAGAGAAGGGUAUACGAGAAGUCCAUGUGGUGGAGUGGUAGCACAGAAGCUUUAUACCGGAAUUGAUCUCAUGGGCACUGGUCCUCGACCGUUUGCUCGUGUUCAUCAAGCAGCAAUUGGGGACUUUAUUUUAAAAUGAUUGGCAGGCCGUGUUCCAGGAAAACGAGCAGGGUUAGACUCUAAAUGAGCUGUGGGAAUGGAAAUAUCUAAUCCUAGCUAUAUAAUUCAGAAAUUCUUAAUGUUUUCUUUUGUACUCUCUCCAGGAAAUAGAGAAACCAUGUAUUCAGACAACCGGUCUUUUGGCCAGUCUCACUCUAAGGACUCGAAAGUAUGCAGUUGUCUGUAUUAAAGUAAUAAUGACAAAUCACAAAGUUCAAUACAUUUCUGGCUCAUGAGUGGUCUUAAGUUAAAGCAGAGCCUCGCUGAGAUAAUGGAGGAUAUCUCUAUAUUUCUCAAGAUAUGCUGAACUCUGCCACUUCUUGUUGUUUUACAUAGUGAACAAGGCAUAAUUAUGUUUAUGUAAUUAUUUGUGUCAACUUGCAAAACAAAAUUAUAGCAAAAAGAAAAAUAUUUAAUAAUGUCAGAAAUUGCAGGUAUUAUCAUCUCAGGCAAUACAGUAUAUGUACAUGUUGAUAGUGUGAAAUGAUCCAUAUACCAAUUCAUUAUGUAAUACAGAAUACUUAAAUUUAUUUUCUUUAACAAAUACAAAUGUGCUUAUUUAACUAUGACAGGAUAAUACUGUACACAAGAAUUAAAAUGUUAUUUAUGAUCAUUAUUUUUCUUAUAACAACACUCAUUUCCGGUUGAAGACUGUCGUCAACUAGGAACGUGUCGCACCAUGUUCAGCAGGAUCAAUUGGUAGAUGAAGAAGACAUGCUCGAAAAACUGCCUCAUUCUCUUUCUUAAAAGCUUUUGUCCAGAAAGAUUCAUCAUCAUCGUGACUUUUCCAGAAGAUCUCUUGGGGUUCCACUAUUUAAUAAACUUUUAUAUAUAAUAAAAAUGUGGAUCUUAUUCUGAUGCUUUAAUUAAUUGCAUUCAGUGUACUGUACUGUACAAGAGCAAAUGAUUUAGGGAGUAGAUCAGGUUGCCUCAGAAGCAGCACCAUAGCAUGUUUUCCAUAUAUCCGCUGAUAAUGUUUUUACCCUUACACUUACACUGCAUAUUGCCACCUGGUGAUCUGCUCCACUUUCACAUCAUCCCUUCAAUAAAUACCGUUUUCCCA